This is a messenger RNA of Glarea lozoyensis ATCC 20868, 732 nucleotides long. RefSeq names its product SET. Lineage: Eukaryota; Fungi; Ascomycota; Leotiomycetes; Helotiales; Helotiaceae. The record is from RefSeq and is a predicted model, not a curated record. Bases 1 to 732 code for a protein of 243 amino acids. The transcript is spliced from 3 exons.
AUGGCACCGCUCAAACCAACCUGGACCCAACCCUCCCAUCCCUCCAUCCAAACCGUAAUCCACGGCCAAAACUCCUCACAAGAAUACACCUCGAAAUCGGUCUCCAAGAUCUCCCUCCCGCCCUUCGCGUUGUACGCAAAAAUGGCCUUUCCACCCUGCACCCCGGCGUCCGAAGCUACAUAUGCAACGGUGCAAUGUGGUCGGGACGCCCAUUUGAAUUUGAAUAGUGAUUUGGUGUAUAUAAAUCAUAGUUGUGAACCUAGUGUGAUCUUCGAAACAUCCACGCUUUCAAUCUUGGCUGGGCCCAAGGGGUUGAAAGAAGGCGAGGAGUUGACGUUUUUCUAUCCGAGCACGGAGUGGGAGAUGGCACAGGGGUUCGAUUGUCUCUGUGGGACGGGCAGUUGUAAGGGGUGGAUUGGGGGCGCGAAGGAUAUGGGGUGGGAGGGGUUGAAGGGGAUGUAUUUGAAUGGGCAUAUUAGGGAGCUUUUGGAGGAGAGGGAUGAGGAGAGGAAGGGCAAGAUGAAUGGGAAGACGAAAGCUGAAGAGGAUAGUGUGGUGAAGAUGUUGGGUGUGUCUGUUGAGCAGGCGAAGAAGGCUUUUGAGGCUGUAGAGCAGGCUUUGGAGGCAUAUAAGAGAAACACGAGUGGAAAGGUGUCUGGAAUUGGAAGUGUGAGAGAGAACGGUAUCGGAUCUCGAGCUUUGAUUGACGAGGCGUUACUAGUCGUGAGAUGA